UUCAUUACACAGUCAGAUUAGUGAGAACAGCUGCUUCGUAUCGUACCCAGUGUUUGUACAGAUCCAAAACCAUGAUACACAGUUUGUUCAUCGUUAACAGUAGCGGCGAUGUGUUUCUGGAAAAACAUUGGCGCAGCGUCGUAUCACGCACCUGUGUGUCCUACUUUCUCGAUGUUCACCGGGAAUCGGCCAACAACGUUCCACCAGUGCUUUCCACCCCACAUCAUUACCUAGUGUCUAUUCAACGCAACGGAAUCUCACUUGUGGCCGCCUGUAAGCAAGAAUUCCCUCCACUUUUUGUCAUUGAAUUCCUCCAUCGAGUGGUGGACACGUUUGAGGACUAUUUUUCCGAAUGCAAUGAGAAUGUCAUCAAGGAAAACUAUGUGAUUGUGUACGAGCUACUGGACGAAAUGUUGGACAAUGGGUUCCCGCUUGCUACGGAGUGUAACAUACUGAAGGAGCUUAUCAAACCACCGAACAUUUUGCGUACGAUUGCCAACUCCGUUACGGGAAAAUCAAAUAUCAGCGGCACUCUUCCGUCGGGUCAACUGUCAGCCAUACCGUGGCGUCGGACAGGCGUCAAGUACACGAACAACGAGGCGUAUUUCGAUGUCGUUGAGGAGGUUGAUGCUAUUAUCGACAAGAAUGGCCAAACGAUCUUUGCCGAAAUUCAAGGCUAUAUUGAUUGCUGUAUAAAGCUCAGCGGAAUGCCCGAUCUGUCCCUUUCCUUCAUGAAUCCGCGUCUCUUCGAUGACGUUUCAUUCCAUCCGUGCGUCCGUUUCAAGCGUUGGGAAUCGGAACGUAUCCUGUCAUUCAUUCCGCCGGACGGUAAUUUUAGACUGAUGUCGUAUCAUGUCGGUUCCCAGAGUAUUGUAGCCAUUCCGAUCUACGUGCGGCACAAUCUUGUGUUGAAAUCGGGUGAACAAUCCCGACUGGACAUAACUGUUGGACCAAAAACCACAAUGGGACGGACAGUUGAAGCUGUAAAGUUGGAUAUCUGCAUGCCAAAAGCGGUAACAAACUGCUCGCUAGUAGUGAAUCAGGGCAAAUACACGUACGACACGGUGAAUAAAAUUCUCCACUGGGACAUCGGAAGAAUCGAUGCGGCCAAGCUGCCAAAUAUACGCGGAACGGUUUCCGUUGCAUCCACUAACUCCACACUCGAAACAACCAUCGACCGAGUACAUUUCACCAUCUCCCAGAUGGCUGUAUCCGGGCUGAAGGUGAACCGGCUGGACAUGUACGGCGAAAAGUACAAACCCUUCAAAGGUGUCAAAUACGUGACGAAGGCAGGAAAGUUCCAAAUUCGUAUGUAAGAA
Molecule: messenger RNA, 1319 nt
Organism: Anopheles maculipalpis
Lineage: Eukaryota; Metazoa; Arthropoda; Insecta; Diptera; Culicidae
Gene: carmine
Product: AP-3 complex subunit mu-1
Exons: 7
Coding region: 72-1316 (414 amino acids)
Biological process (GO): endocytosis; intracellular protein transport
Cellular component (GO): cytoplasmic vesicle; clathrin adaptor complex
Source: RefSeq, a predicted model, not a curated record